AUGCGAAGUGCUACUCUCGGGAUGUCGCUCUCAUCCAUCACCCUCUACCUCUUCGCUCUUCUCACCCUCCUCCCCACACCUCUCCGAGUCAACGCAUCUCCAGUCCAACCAGAGUACUCCCAUGCAGACCAUAUCCAGCCACCUCACUCCCAUACAGACCACAUCCUAGCAGGAGCCAUAGGACCAGACUGCGUCGACGGGGCAAAAUACACCGGGGAAGCAGCGGGGAGGAAUAUCACCAUCGCCGACGUCCCAACAUACUACUCGCCUGCUGCGGACGAGGAUUCGAAGAAGGUCGUCCUGUACUAUUCGGAUAUUUAUGGACCUUUCUAUGAGAAUAAUUUUUUGCUGCAGGAUUGGUUUGCAGAGAAUGGGUACCAUGUCCUAGGCCUCGACUACUUCUUUGGAGACCCCAUCCAGAAUCAUCCUGAACCGGAUUUUGAUAUGGCGGCGUGGGUCGCAAAGUCGCGUGCUCAGGCUGCUGAGGCGCUCCCCAAGUGGAACAAGGCGGUUAGAGAGAAGUUUGGACCCGACGCGAAAUUCGUGGCUGUGGGAUACUGCUUCGGUGCGCCGUACGCGUUGGAGAUUGGGGCUACGGAUGAAGUCGUCGCUACUGCCUUCGCCCAUCCAUCUCAAGUGACUGAAUCUCACUUUGAGAACGUGACUAAACCCGUGCUACUCUCGUUGGCCGAAACGGACGGAGCCUUCCCCACCGCCGCCUCCCGCCGCGCACUCGAUAUCCUGAUGAGGAGAAAAGCGACUUAUCAUGCCCAGGUGUUCUCGGGUGUUUCGCAUGGGUUUGCGACGAGGGCUGAUCCGAAUGAUGCUAAUGCUGUGUGGGCCAAGGAGCAAUCGGCGAAGAGUAUCCUUGGGUGGUUUGAUAGGUUUUCAAGCUGA
Molecule: messenger RNA, 897 nt
Organism: Coprinopsis cinerea okayama7#130
Lineage: Eukaryota; Fungi; Basidiomycota; Agaricomycetes; Agaricales; Psathyrellaceae
Exons: 6
Coding region: 1-897 (298 amino acids)
Molecular function (GO): hydrolase activity
Source: RefSeq, a predicted model, not a curated record